This is a messenger RNA of Colletotrichum navitas, 2175 nucleotides long. Its product is annotated as GMC oxidoreductase. The coding region runs from base 280 to 2010 and encodes 576 amino acids. The record is from RefSeq and is a predicted model, not a curated record. Gene Ontology annotation, molecular function: flavin adenine dinucleotide binding; oxidoreductase activity, acting on CH-OH group of donors. NCBI's taxonomy places the organism in Eukaryota, Fungi, Ascomycota, Sordariomycetes, Glomerellales, Glomerellaceae. The transcript has 6 exons.
GGCCUGAUACCGUAGUAUUACCGAACUCUCAUACUGGAAACGCUUGGCAAAGGUGCUGUAUUGCCUUUCUUGCUCUCAUUGGUGCUCGGUGCAUGCAUGCUACCGUCGGCUUUGGCUCGGAGAGGAGCCCUGAAUGCUGGCCAAAGGCUGCAUACAAGAAGACUGGUCCGAGCUGCCGACAGAUACUAGUUCGCUUGCUCAUCUCUUUUCCGUCAACGUAAGGCCAACAUUGCUCGCCGUCGCCAAGUUACUCAAGCUGUUCUUGUUGUUACCAUCAACAUGGGAUCUACGCCCCAAGAUAUCACGUACGACUUUGUCAUUUGCGGAGGAGGUACCUCUGGAUGCGUUGUUGCAUGUCGUCUUGCCGAGAUCCCUGGGACCAGUGUUUUGGUUAUCGAAGCUGGCGCACACAGCGAAAACCUCGAGAAUGUCCACAUGGCAGGGGGCUGGUCUGAGUUAUUUGACAAGGAAACCGAUUGGAAUGUCAUCAGUGAGAGGAAGCCUGCUGUCAACAACCGACAGGUAAAGUUGAGCCGUGGCAAGUUCCUUGGUGGGUGUUCUGGCUGUAACGGCACGCUUUGCAUCCGUGGCUCGAAGCAAGACUACGAUGACUGGGAAGUCGAUGGCUGGAGUGGUGAAGAUUUCUUCAAGUACAUUCGCAAGGCAGAGAAGUUCCAUGGCAAGUCUUGGUUUGAAGCAUCCGAUGACCAUGGAAACAGCGGAUACUUGAACAUCGAACCGCAAGGUCUCGCCCCCAUUUCCAACCUCAUCAUGGACUCAAUGAUUUCUAAGGGACUGCCCCUUGACCAUGAUAUGUUUACCCAUGGAAAUAACCCUCAUGGAUGCGGGCAUGUUCCUAGAACAGUCCACAAUGGAUUGCGUAGCACUGCCGCGGACUUUGUUACCAAGGAAAACAAGAAGAACAACCUUGAUCUCAUGGUUGAGACGCAUGUCGAAAAGGUCAUCAUCGAAAACGUAGAUGGCGAGCUUAGGGCUACUGGCGUUCGUGCUAUCAAAGCUGAUGGCUCCGCGGUCCAGAUAAAGGCUAGCAAGGAGGUAAUUGUUAGCGGCGGUGCUUACUGCAGCCCUAACAUUCUCAACCGAUCUGGGAUCGGGGCGAAGUCUGAGCUAGAGGCGUUCGGUAUCCCGACUCUGGUUGACUUGCCAGGCGUCGGUAAGAACCUAAUGGACCAUCUCAUUGUAUUUAUGUUUUACGAGACUGAGAAAGCCGGACUUACAACCGACCAUCACGUCUACCAUGGUGACAAUUUUGCCAAGACAUACGCUCUGUGGAAGGACCAGAAGGCCGGCUUUCUCUCAUCUUUCCCUUUCGGUGCAUUUGCUUACGCUCGUCUGGAUGAGCGUCUUGCAGAUUCGGAUCUGUGGAAGAACGCACCACGUGCUCCUGGCCGUGACCCGAUGGGCCUGACACCGAAGCAGCCAAACAUCGAAUUCUUCACAACGGAGUGCUAUGGUGGACCAAAGCAAUUCGAUAAGUUCCCGACUGAUGGAAAGCAUACUUUUAGCAUGAUUGCCGAGCUAUUUGGCCCUCGGUCUCGUGGCACGGUGACCCUCCGAAACACCGAAGCCACAGCUGUUCCGGUGGUUGACACCAACUAUCUCGCUGACCCUCUUGAUGUCGAGGUCCUGGCAGAGGCGUGUCGGUUCGGCAACGAGAUCAUCAUGGAAGGCAAGGGUACCAAGGAUAUUGUCAAGGGUUCCUGGCCGAGCGACCUGGUGCACCACAAAUACAGAACCCGUGAGGAAUGGAUCCCCUAUGUUCGUGACAAUGCGACAACUUGCUACCAUGCCGCGGGAACUUGCGCUAUGGGAAAGGCAUCAGACCCUAACGCCGUUGUUGACCCUACUCUCACUGUGAAGGGCGUCAAGGGUCUCCGAGUGGCUGACUGUAGCAUCAUGCCUAUUCUCCCUGGAGGCCAUACGCAAAUGCCUGCGUAUGGAAUCGGAGAAAAGGCUGCCGAUCUCAUCAAGGAAGCAUGGAAGUUGUGAUCGCAUCAAGGAGGCUUAGAAAAAUUCAGGUAAAAGCCGAAACUGCUUCUUUUCCCGGCACGACUGGAAAAUCAAAACAUGAAAUCACCAAAACUGGCCAUUGUCUCAUUUAGAUGGCACCAGAAAUCAGAGUCCAUGUCUUGAAGCAGCAGUAGUAAGACAUCA